AUGACUUCCCGAAAACGCCCGUCAGGCUCGCAGGGACUUGCUGAAGAUGCUGGUUCUCAAUCAAAGAAAUCAAAGGUCAGCACCGGCGAGACAGCGAGCAAGGUUGAUACCAACGGAGAUCGUUAUUGGGAAAUCUCCAAAAUGCGCCGAGUGACCGUAUCCUCCUUCCGGGGUAAGAACCUGGUCAAUGUUCGGGAAUAUUACGAAAAGGAUGGACAGGAACUUCCAGGCAAAAAGGGGAUAUCCAUGCCAGUAGACCAGUUCUCUGCCUUGAUCAGGCUUCUCCCCGACAUUGAACAGACCCUUAAGCAACGGGGCGAGUGUUUACCCCGGCCGGUAUACUCUGGUGAUGCGGGCAAAUCAGAUGACGGCAGCGACGAAGAGCCGGACAGGAUUGCCAGUCCUUCCAAGCAGAACAUCGAGGCUACGAGUGACGAGGAGAGUGAAGCCUGA
Messenger RNA from Penicillium cinerascens, 453 nucleotides. RefSeq names its product transcriptional coactivator p15/PC4 family protein. The transcript has 2 exons. Gene Ontology annotation, biological process: positive regulation of transcription initiation by RNA polymerase II. Lineage: Eukaryota; Fungi; Ascomycota; Eurotiomycetes; Eurotiales; Aspergillaceae. Gene Ontology annotation, molecular function: transcription coactivator activity; DNA binding. Bases 1 to 453 code for a protein of 150 amino acids. The record is from RefSeq and is a predicted model, not a curated record.